AAUCACACCGGGUCUUCUCUUCAGUACCCCUGCAAAGCUGUCGCGAUCUGGUCGUUUCGCUCGCGUCCUCCUCCUCGUCGGCGGCCAUGAUCCAGGCGGUGAUGGUUAUCAGCACUCUGGGCAAGCCCCGCCUCCUCAAGUUCUACAGUUUCCAGGACCCGGAGAAGCACCAGGAGCUGGUCCGCGGCGUCUUCCAGUUGUUAUCUGCGAGGCCGGAGGGUGUGAGCAAUUUCGUCGAGGCCGAUGCAAUCUUUGGACCGGGAACGAGACUGGUCUACAAGCAUUUGGCGACACUAUACUUCGUCUUUGUCUUUGAUAGCUCUGAGAAUGAGCUUGCCAUGCUCGACCUCGUACAAGUUUUUGUUGAAACAUUGAAUAGGUGCUUCAAGAAUGUAUGUGAGCUUGACAUUGUAUUUAACUUCAACAAGCUUCACACAGUUUUGGACGAAAUGAUACUGGGAGGACAAGUGAUUGAAACAAGUUCAGAGCAAAUAAUGAAAUUUGUAGAAGAGAUUGCGAGGUUAGAGAAACAAUCAAGCACAACUAGCCUCAUACCAAAGUCGAUAUCGGAGCGUUUCAGCCGUUAAAUUUUUUCGCUUGUGUUUAGGACUGACAGUUUUGGAGACUUGAGCAAAAGAAAUCAAAUUGAUGAUCAUAUCUCCAAUGGUCUUUCAGUUCUCUGAAGUCUUGAGCAUCUGCCAUUCAACAUGAAAACCUAUUGGCUGACGUGCACAUCAUAUUGUCUCCCUCCCCAGAGUUGUAAGUUGUAACCUGAAAUGUGAAGCUGGCAUGCCCAGUCUAUACAGCUGUUAUGUGUAAACUUAUACAGUUGGAGUACUAGUCUAGUUAUGUCGCCCUUAUUAGCGUUUUGUACCUAUUUGAAAUACUGUCCAGCCAAUGACCAAAAAUAUUGGCAACACUUGUGGGCGGAUACAAAUUUGAUGCUAUUUGGAUGGCUGGCCACGUAGAACGGGCAAACUUACAUUGAAAAAGAGGUGUUUAAUUGUC
Molecule: messenger RNA, 1008 nt
Organism: Triticum dicoccoides
Lineage: Eukaryota; Viridiplantae; Streptophyta; Magnoliopsida; Poales; Poaceae
Product: AP-3 complex subunit sigma-like
Exons: 7
Coding region: 87-587 (166 amino acids)
Biological process (GO): intracellular protein transport; vesicle-mediated transport
Cellular component (GO): membrane coat
Source: RefSeq, a predicted model, not a curated record